GUUGCUCGUAAGAUGUCUCCAGACAACGCUUUGAACUCCCAAAGGGUUUUCAAAAAGUCAUCGCCCAAUAACAAGCUGACAAUGUAUCUGGCGUCGCGUGACUUGGUGGUGGAAAACGGGAGUAUUGAUAAAAUACAGGGUGUUCUACACGUGGAGUCGGGCAAUUUGGAAAACAGGAAGCUAUUCGGACAAGUUACACUGACCUUUAGAUACGGUCGCGAAGACGAAGAAGUAAUGGGGCUGAAGUUCUGCAAUGAAGCAAUAAUGAGUCUCACUCAGAUCUGGCCUGUGCAUAGCAAUCACGACAAGCAACCGUCUUCAGCACUUCAGGAGGCACUUAUAAAGCGUUUAGGAGACUAUGCGUUUCCAUUCCACUUGGAACUAACCCACCUAGCGCCACCUAGCGUCCAAUUAGUGCCAGCUAAGCAAUAUCACGGUGCGCCUAUUGGGACCUCAUAUGAUGUUCGGGCGUAUAUAGCGGAUCAAAUAGAUGAGAAAAUUUCCCGUCGCAACACCGUCCGUAUGGGAAUAAGAGUGCUUCAAGGUCCAGGCAGACCCCAGCCACCUGUUUUGCCUCCCCACACCACACACCACGCCCUGAGCGCGCUGGCACAUAACAACGUACUCAGACUUAAAGGAAAACCAAAAUUGCAAACGGACCAAAGCAUUCGACAAAAAGAGGAAAUUGAGAACGUGGAGCCAGCGCCACCUCGCGUCGCGGUUGAAAAGCCUUUUCUACUUUCUGACGGCAGGGUGGAACUGGAAGCGUGGCUCGACAAGGCGACAUAUUACCACGGCGAAUCAAUCAAUGUCAGCGUACUCAUCACCAACCACUCGUCAAAGACUAUUCGACGGAUAAAGGUCCUAGUUAUACAGCAUGUAGAUGUAUGCAUGUUCUCAAAUGGGAAAUUUAAAAAUGUAGUGGCACUCCUACAAGGAUCUGGCACACCAAUACCACCGGAACAGAUCCACAAUGAUUCAUAUAUACUAACACCUCACAGAGGUGUCACCAAGAAUUGGAUUGCACUCGAGGACUCCUAUUCAAAAACUGGCGCAAGUCUAGCAUCGACUGUUCUAUGUAACAAUGAAUCUAACGAUGAUCGUAACGUGUUCGCUAUUUACGUAUCCUACUACGUGAAAGUUAAGUUAACACUUAGCGCAAUGGGCGGUGACGUUUCCGUCAAACUACCGUUUACCUUAACCCACUCCUGCAUCAACGAAGCCCCAACUGACAGCGUAACAGAAGAAGCAACCCAUAAAAUGAUUCUAGAAGGUAAGGAAGAGAAUGCAGAAGUAAAAGACAACCGGAACAACAACAAGGAAACAAUUCAUGAAGCUGAUGAACCGUCGCCAGAGAAUCAUAGAUGCAUUGCGGAUGUGCUGGUAAAUAUCGAGAAUCAAAUGACUAGACCAAAAGUGACUGGACAAAGAGAAACGCCGCUUGUCAAAUGUAAUAAUGAAGAAUUCGAUCUGAUAGAGAAAUAUCCCGGCCCAGAUACGUGAUCCGAUGAAAUAGUUAAAGUCGAAUCGAAUGUAAUGAAUUCGAUUAAGUCGUGUAAUGAGGUCCAAAUGAAGGGUAGUUUUGCUGAGAAUUUGAAAAGAGCUGUCUGUUGUAUUGAUAGACGAAGACAGUCUUAGUGUACAUAUUUAAUGUUUUUCUGUGUAUUGCUCUGUUUAAUGCGACAUAAUUUAGUUAUUCUGCUGGGUCUGUGUUCCUUAUGUACAGCUUAAAUAACUGCACCAAAUUCUUUUUUGAAUCACUUCUAAAAGAACUCAUUCCAUUUAAUAGUUAACAUCAAAUAAAGAGUACCCAAGAGAUUAAAAACUUUAUGGAAAAAUUUAACCAACGCUUAUUAAAAGAACUCAAUUUGAAAGACUAAACGAAUGUCAAUCAUAGAUUAAAGUGUAGAUUUAAGAAAAAAUUUCUAGUCGUUAUUUUUUAUUAACUGUGCGUAAAUUUUGCAAUAUCGGAACCGUUUUACGGGGUUCCAGUCAGG
This is a messenger RNA of Pieris brassicae (large cabbage white), 1997 nucleotides long. RefSeq names its product arrestin homolog. The transcript is spliced from 10 exons. Bases 13 to 1503 code for a protein of 496 amino acids. Gene Ontology annotation, biological process: signal transduction; G protein-coupled receptor internalization. NCBI's taxonomy places the organism in Eukaryota, Metazoa, Arthropoda, Insecta, Lepidoptera, Pieridae. Gene Ontology annotation, cellular component: cytoplasm. Gene Ontology annotation, molecular function: G protein-coupled receptor binding. The record is from RefSeq and is a predicted model, not a curated record.